This is a messenger RNA of Colletotrichum phormii, 741 nucleotides long. RefSeq lists its product as uncharacterized. Lineage: Eukaryota; Fungi; Ascomycota; Sordariomycetes; Glomerellales; Glomerellaceae. The transcript is spliced from 2 exons. The coding region runs from base 129 to 701 and encodes 190 amino acids. The record is from RefSeq and is a predicted model, not a curated record.
GGAUGAGUGCUCGAGAGCCAACUUGGCGAGUCCCGAGGAGGUUCGCCGGGCUGUCUCGCAGAACUUUCGGGACAAGAUGGCGGCUUUGGACCUUACUGGUUGAUCUUGAGGUGAUCGUCUAGUGAAAAAUGUUCUGCAGCACAGUCAGUUGUGCUUGUGGUAUUCUCGCUUUUAUCCUGCUGCGUUUGGCAUGGUUCUUCAGUGAAAUGUUGCUGAUGGGUAAGUUCUGGGAUUCAAAUCAUGAUCAGUUCGUCUGGCUUACGACAACACUAGGACAAACCCUGAGAAGGGAAGACGAUCGACAGGGCAGAACAUCACACAUCUCGCUUAGUCGACUUCGAAUUGCUACGUUGCUGUCGGGGACUAUCAAGGUCCAAGCUGUGGUUGACUCCUCUCCCCAUAUGGCUGUUGCAACCGGUGGUGAGCAGACUAUUCUCGACGACUAUGAUUGCUUUGAAUCACCGGGGUCGACUUCUCGGCUUUCUCAUAAGUUUCCUAUGAGCAAACAAUUAGGUCGGGGAAGCCAACAAUCCUUGACGAGAGCUUCUCGAUUUUGUUCUCCCUUUCAGAUUGCUUUCCACGAACGAUGCUUUGGGUCAGGAUGUGGUCACUGUUUGAGUACGAUACUCUAUGACGAGAUAACUGGAAGAUGUAAGAUUUGCCUGAGUGCCGAGGGCGGCCUUACGGCAGUGUCAGUGUAAAUAGGAUGUGUCAAAGUAUUACGUUCAACCUUGACCGAGC